This is a messenger RNA of Osmia lignaria (orchard mason bee), 519 nucleotides long. It is a transcript of the gene l(3)neo43, whose product is annotated as cytochrome c oxidase assembly protein COX16 homolog l(3)neo43. The record is from RefSeq and is a predicted model, not a curated record. Gene Ontology annotation, biological process: mitochondrial respiratory chain complex IV assembly. NCBI's taxonomy places the organism in Eukaryota, Metazoa, Arthropoda, Insecta, Hymenoptera, Megachilidae. Gene Ontology annotation, cellular component: mitochondrial inner membrane.
GGCGCUGUUUCAAUUAUUGAUGGCGAUCAAACAUGGAAAGCUAAUAAAAUUGUAUUCAUACAAUAAAAUUUAUUAAUAAUAAUUAUGAAUUGUUAAAAUAAAUUUAACUACCUUCUAUUUAAAACCUGUAUAUACAUACAUAUUCUCCAUCAGUUACGAAUUUUAUGUACAAAGUUUAAAUGUAUGUACACGUGCGUACAUAACCUUCGUUAUAAUGACACAAUUGUAUAAAACAAAAAUAUUUAAGCAAUUUGUGCCAUUUAUGUUACUUGUUAUAGGAGGGUCGUUUUUAGUGAGAGAAUUCGCUAAAAUAAGAUACAAAUAUAGGAAGGUUACCACGUAUGAUUUAGCUAAAGAAGCCGAAGCGGUUGGUAUUAAAAUGAAGAAACCUGCUACCCUUGAAGAGGAAUAUGAGAAUACAAUGAAAAAAAUAGAUAUUGAUAACUGGGAAAAUAUUCGAAUAUCAAGACCGUGGGAGGAAACAACUGAUACAAAAUAAUAGAUUGCAAUAAAAAAAAA